UUUGGAACAAUCUGGAAAGAGUGUGAGGGAGAGCCGGAAUCCUCACCUUCUUUGUUCGAUCUCCGCCGUCAUCCACCGUCUUCAACAUCGCCGGCGUGGCUGUGAGCAAGCACGUCCUCCGCCGCUGCUGAGAGGUCCAGAUCGCGAUUCCUUCCUCUCCCCUGUUUCGUGCAGUCAAUCGUUCGCCCUUGCUAGCUGCUGUUUAGUUCAUUCGUCCGUCACUGUCGCUGCUGGAGCUUCCGUCAAUGCUAGAGUCGCCAUCGUUUACCGCGGUAAGGAACUUCACCGAGGUCAGAGACUCCUUCCGUUUCUGUGUUGCUGUCGAUCCGUGCCCUCUCUGUCUCUACUUCGUGGCAGUGCUCAUAGAUAGCCAUGGAAGCUUGAUCCUCUUCUUUCAUCCCUCUUUGCUCCUUAGGCAAGGCUUGGGAUCAGUGAGGUGUCAAGAAUACAAGAACAAAGAAAUCAUUUUGCUAUCUAUAGGAACUGGAGUUGGAAACACAAGCGUCGGUUAUGAUGCUAAUCGUAAUUGGAAUCUCAGUGACUGGAAGGAAGGCAUCUUACCCAUGUUUAUCGCUGCAACGUCAACCAUGAAUGAAUAUUACAUUAACUCAACUUUCAAACUUCAACCUCAGGAAAACUACCUUCGAAUUCAGGAAUGCAAUUUAGAUCCGAAUAUUGAAUCGGAUGAUGCAUCAGAAGCAAAUAUGGAUAAACUCGAAGAUGUAGGAAAUAAGUUGUUGGAUCAACCAGUUAAGAGGAUGAAUGUGGAUACUUUUGUUCCUGAGGAAACUGGGGAAGGUACCAAUGCUGAAGCUCUGGACAGACUGGCUCAAAUUCUUCACGAAGAAAAAAGUCGUCGUCGUCUUGGAAAGAGCGCACAGAAAGUGAAGAAAGGAUUCUUCACUCGUUCAGCCACUUAUUGGAUCUGAUGUGGAAAUGCUAUUCAGAUAGCAUAUUAAAUAAUUAUACUAUGGGGUUGUUGCCAUUAUCGGCACUUUAAUUAAAAAAAAAAAAACAAGUGUGCUAAAUAAAUAAAUGGAAAUGUAAUCCUCUGCUUUGAUGUCCUUGAUGAUGUUGUAUCAUAUGCUGGCUAUGCAUGAAGCACCAGCAAUUUAAAUAAAUAAA
Prosopis cineraria is the source of this 1125-nucleotide messenger RNA. Its product is annotated as patatin-2-Kuras 3-like. The record is from RefSeq and is a predicted model, not a curated record. Bases 246 to 929 code for a protein of 227 amino acids. Gene Ontology annotation, molecular function: glycerophospholipase activity; monoacylglycerol lipase activity. The transcript is spliced from 4 exons. NCBI's taxonomy places the organism in Eukaryota, Viridiplantae, Streptophyta, Magnoliopsida, Fabales, Fabaceae.